Puccinia triticina is the source of this 2223-nucleotide messenger RNA. RefSeq lists its product as uncharacterized. The record is from RefSeq and is a predicted model, not a curated record. Bases 1 to 2223 code for a protein of 740 amino acids. The transcript is spliced from 6 exons. Lineage: Eukaryota; Fungi; Basidiomycota; Pucciniomycetes; Pucciniales; Pucciniaceae.
AUGGCCGGACCACUUGGAACAUUGAUUGUCGUCGUCCUAAAGGCUCGGAAUCUACCAAACAAGCAAAGGAUUGGGAAGCAAGACCCUUACGCAACUUGUACCUAUUUAUCGCAUCGCAAGAGGACUAAGACCGAUAAACGCGGCGGUCAGCAUCCAGUUUGGGAUGAUGAACUUCGAUUUGAUAUUUACGAUAAUCCCAAGGAUGCGAUGGCUUCUGCCUCAGUCUCGACGACGGCCACCGGUGGGAUCGUUCCGGUCAAAUCUAACGCACCUCCAAUCGGAUCAGCUGGUUCUGCCGGUGUCAAAGAACUGCGCGUGGCUGUCUAUGCGGACGACCCCAGAGAUCCCAAUCUGAUUGGCGAAGGAAAAGUUGACCUGACAGAUACCUUGAAGAAAGGUGAGUUUGAUGAUUGGGUUACCGUCACAAACAAAGGCAAAUACCAAGGGGAAGUGUAUCUUGAAAUGACUUUCUAUUCUGCGAAACCACCGCCCGAAAAACUUCACACACCAACUGGUCCAACGAGAGCUGGCGUUUUUGAGGCUUCUUCUCCCGGAUCGGGCUUACGGCCGACCAAAGCAUCAAUCCAAGCAGUCUCACUAGGUAGCCCGUUGAAUGAGAAAAGAACACCAUCGCCCCUAGGUACCCCUGUCAAGAAAAUCAAUCCUGCUUCUGUUCCUGCUGCUCUGCGAGCUGGAAGACCGAUGUCUGGUCCAAUGUCUAGUGGCCAUCUUCCAUUACCUGGCGAACCUUCUACAUCCAGAGAUGCCAGUCUUAAUUCUCGGCAGCGUUCUACUGGCUCACUCAGUAUGCCAACUCCAGAUUUUGGUUUGGGCGACCGCUCACCGUCGCGCUCGUCCUCGCGUAAUCAAUCACGUGAUCGAACAGAUCAUCUCGUCAAUUCUUUAAAUUCUUUAUCGCUCUCCGCUCGACCAUCGGCCAACAAUCAUGUUCAUAUGCCUCAGACCACGCCCUCCGAGUUACAGGUUCACCAACACCCUUCCCAACCGCGCCACCACCGACACAGUUUCUCAGGACAUUCUCAUCCCCAACCCAGCGACCGAACCCAUCAAACCCAUUCAGCUAGCUCCUCUGUCCAUACGACCGACCACACAGAAGACCGCUUUCACGAUCAUCCAAACACUCCAUUUGCCCCCCAAUCAUACCCUGACCAUUUCCCGGCACCUUCUCAGCCCUCGGGCAUUCCAAGACCUGCAUUCCCAGCCCGCCGUCCCUUACCGGUCCCUGGCGGAGACAGUGUUCAUCGGCCAGCUUCUGCUUGGGGGCAUUCACACAACCUUUCCUCAGAGGGGCAACCCUACUCGAAUGAGGGUAUCGUUUCAGCACAGCAGCUACCUGCAAACUAUCCUCAAUAUACUGAAAAUUUCGAUCAUCCACCCAAUGGCGCGCCAGUGAUCCCCAAUAGCGCUCCUGCGUAUCCACCUCCGACUCAAUAUGUUGAGAGUAACAACCUUCCGAACGGAGUUCAUCAGCAGAGCAUGGCUAAUCGGCCUCAGCAUCUACCCUACUCCGAGCAACCUAGUCAUUACCCACCUUCACCUCCUCAAAACCCACCUUUCUCACAAGUGCAACAUUCUGGCCAUGCACCUUUCAACCUUCCACCACCACCACCGGGUCAAACCCCAGUGCCAAUUCAUGAGGUCUUCGGAGCCUCAAGCGGUCGGCCGUUCCCACCGAUCCCGCCAAGCGGAUAUCAACAGUCCCCAGCUGGCUUCCCGACCCAACAACCUCAAGUAGUUCAAUCCCCAACACGGGCAAACUCGAGUGGAGAAAGUGUUUACUCUUACCCACCCGCACAUCAUCAAGAUCAAGUCCAUCAACACAAUCAGGCAUACAAUCCUUCACUCGAAAACCUAGCUUCAAACAACAACUCUUAUCAAUUACAAAACGCCCCACCUCCGCCCCCUCCACAUCUACAAUAUCAACCCUUCCAUCUUCAACAAGCCCCUUCUAGCAUGCCCGCACCAUUGCCUCCCCCACCUGGCCAUCCAUCCCAAAUGUACUAUCAACCGUCUUAUGCCCCGCCGCCUUCAACCACGCCUGCACCUGGCUUUGCAUCCCCCCGUGCCCAACAAUAUCCUGAGUACAACAACCCGUUCCACAAUCCUCCGCGCCCCUCCUCUGCCGUACCUGGCAACGUUUAUUCAUUUGCUCCUUUUUACCAAUCCAAUGGAUAUCAAACUUAUCCCUCUCACCAGUCUUGA